Molecule: messenger RNA, 4415 nt
Organism: Oncorhynchus keta (chum salmon)
Lineage: Eukaryota; Metazoa; Chordata; Actinopteri; Salmoniformes; Salmonidae
Gene: pidd1
Product: p53-induced death domain protein 1
Exons: 15
Coding region: 292-3171 (959 amino acids)
Biological process (GO): DNA damage response; apoptotic process
Molecular function (GO): protein binding
Source: RefSeq, a predicted model, not a curated record
GAUGACAACAAGCUGUUUGAAAAAACGUGUAGCCAACAAGGAAAUAGCGAACCUUGCACUUUAUAACCAAUCAAUCUGGCGUAGACGAGACGCAGUGGUUAUCUCCGUGAACAGGAAACAUUACUGCAGGGACGCUCAUGUCCCAACAUGCCCAGGUACAGCAGGAAGCAGGUGUCCCUUGAAGAUUGGCCCUUCUAAUACAUGAGAAGAAAAAAAUCAAUGUGUUUUGGAUUUCAAUUCAACACCUUCACACACAAAAAAACCAAGGUCCUCUGAGAGAAGCGGUGUGAGAUGGAGAGAGAGAAGAAGAAGAAGAAGAAGAAGAAGAGGGAAUGGAGGAGAGGAAGUGGACAAGAGAAAGCGGAGGGUGAGAAUCAAGCCGGUGGGGGAACCAUGGAAAUGGGACAUGAUCCUCUUGGUCAGAUGAGCAAUAAGACUGUCGAUAGAAUAACACACUUUCCCGUAGAUAAGAUGACCCACCAUCUUGGAGAGGAACUGUCGCGUAGGGAAGGACAGACCGAGGGAGAAACUGCCCGUGUGUCUGCAGUUAGAAACAAAGAAGAAAGUGGAAUUCAAAUGAGGACGGAGAAGAUGGAGGAAAUUAAUAAAGGACUGAUAGCAGUUACAGACCGAGAUAACGAUGACGACGACCCUGCCUCCAUCCCUCCUGCUCCCUCCAUCCCUCCUGCUCCCUCCAUCUCUCCUCUCUCCAUCUCCACCCUCUCAUCUCCCUCUCCCUCCUUCCUGGCUCCUCUCUCCUCGUUCUCUCCAGUUCCGUCCCUCACCCCUCCCCUUCCCCCGUCAGUAGAGCUGUGUGCAGUGCUCACCGACACGAGACUGACUCUGGAUGUAUACCAGGGCGGGACUGCUGUGCUACAAGUACUAUGGGUGUCUGUCCCUGGGCAGCUGAGGGGCCUGCAGUACCUCCGACUGGGCUCAGAGGACAGGGGGGCGGUAGAGGGAGCCCUGGAGGUCCUACCGCACCUCACACAGCUACGCUCACUGGCUAUUAGAGGACACUGUUUCCAUGACGCCCAUGGUGACCCCCUCCCCGGCCUUAUCACCUCUCUUCCUCCCUCUCUCUCAUCCCUUUCUCUCCUCGUCCACCUGGACCUCUCCUUCAACCUCCUCUCCUCCUUCCCUCCCUGCCUCCUCACCCUCCCCCUCCUCUCCACCCUCCUCCUGGGUCACAACCACCUCACUGAUCUCCCUCCCUCCUUCGGUCCUCUCCCUGCCCUCCGCUACCUCUCUCUCCUGGGGAACUGUCUGGCCUCUCUCCCCCCCAGCCUGGGUCAGUUGAAGACACUCCACACCCUGGAUGUCUCCUAUAACCUCCUGGAGACAUUACCUGAGGAGAUCGGUGCGCUGGAGGAGCUGGUCAAACUGGAGCUGUCACACAACAGGCUAAAGAGGCUGCCUGAGACCAUGGGCUGUCUCCUGUCUCUCAGGGACCUGGUGAUCCACAGUAAUGACCUGCGUGUUCUCCCCGUCUGUCUCUGUCUGGACAAACUGGAUAAGUUAAAGGUAGACGUAAGGAACAACCCCCUGGGAAGACCCCCUACCCCUCCACCACUACCACCCACACCUGGCCAGGUGGAAACACGCAUUCCAGAGUUACACCUUGGACCGAAUCGACACAGGUUCCGUGUGUCGUCUGCUGGUUGUCAUGUGUUCCUCCCAGGGGGAGCGGAGCUACUGUUUCCCUCGGGUUGCCUAGCGACGACCACCACGCUGCAGUGGGCGGAGCGUAGGCCAGACAGGAAAUGGGUGUGGCUAGAGGAGCAUGACUUCCUGCUGAGUCGACCACUGGAACUCCUCCCACACGGGAUCUCCUUUUUAAAGCCAGUGGAGGUGUGUGUACCGUACCACCGGUCCAGGAAAGGGGAGGUGGUUGUGAGGAGGUUUGAUGGACAGCAGUGGAGUACACUAUCCACUGAGACCAGAAGGGGCAGUAUAGGACACAGCAGUCACCCCGGAGGCCGACCUGCCAGGCUGGCCUGCGUCUCAGUGAGACAGUUCUCCUGGUUUGUGGCAGUGGGUCGUCCAGUCAGGGACAGUUGCUCUGUGACACCAGAGGGGGCGCUGUUGGUGUCACGUUCAGACGCAGGCAUCAAACUGACCUUCCCCCCGGACUGCACUGUUCAGACCCGCACCAUCACUCUACAGGUGCUACAGGUGUCUGUCACUGAGGUCCAGACGUUGUUUGGAGACCCUCAGGCCAGAGUCAGUCCCCUCCUCUGUCUCUUUCAAGACCCCAGCAUCCAAUUCCUCCAGCCAAUCAAGGUGCAGGUCCCGCUGCCAACUGGACUCACUGGUCAUACAGUAGACCUGUCCUGUCUCCACCUGCUUCAUGGAGACCCCAGCGCCCACACCUGGACAGACAUAACCUCACAGGUGUCCCUGUACGUCACACAGCUCUACGCCAUCUUCUACAUCACUCACUUCUCCUGGUACUGGCUGUGGUACACUACCCAGCGCUGUGUUAGCGGGGUGGUCCGUAGGGUUUACCAGAGACUGAAGCAGUUUCAGGUCCAGUUCCUGGUGUUACAGAGGAGAACAGACCCCAAACAGGUUCUGCUACAGUGCCUGCCUGCUGACAAGGUGGACAACAGAGUACAGUCUCUGUCAGAGCAGUACGAUGGCCCACAACCCUCAGACCUCUGUGACCUGUUGGAGGGAGAGCAGUUCUUCGCUGGCUUCGAGAGGGGCCUAGACGUCAGCGCAGAUAGACCAGACUGUGCGGAAGGGAGACUGUCGUUUGUGUUCUACUCUCGGUUGAAGAAUCUCAAAGAGGUGUACGUCUGUCCAACACAGAAGCAGGAGGGGUCAAUCAGGGGCCAGGUGUCUUUCUAUCGAGGGGAGGUUCCCAGUGACAUACCACAGGAAGUGGCCAGGAAAAGGAAAGGACACGACAGCCAAUGGCUGGCCACCUUACCACUCAGACUUCCUGGCCUAAACUCAGAGGGUGGUAGUAAUGGUAUGGACUGGGAGCAGCCUCAGUACCCUCCGCUGAACCUGGGCGACCCAGAGAGCGGGUACCUGACUGAGGCUAACCUGCUGGCCAUCUCCCUGCAGAUUGGACAGGACUGGAGGUCCAUUGGCAUCAACCUGGGAAUCAGCUACCAGGAGCUGGACCGCAUGCAGUACAAAUACAGGUGGGCAUGUUCAUGAGGCACCAAAUGUAAGAAAACUGACCGAAACAGGGAGGCAUUACCUGCACUUAUCCAAUAAGAAAGACUAAUUUUGCAUUAAGUACGAAUACACCUGGGCAUGAUGGUUACUGUGAUGGAGAACCAGGGUCCUGUUCAUUAGGCACCAAAUGUAAUUCAUUACCCAGUAAUAACACUUUCAAUACCCAUUUAUAACCCAUUCAUAACCCAUUUAUAACCCAUUUAUAACCCAUUCAUAACCCAUUCAUAACCCUUUCAUAACCCAUUUAUAACCCAUUUAUAACCCAUUUAUAACCCAUUUAUAACCCAUUUAUAACCCAUUCAUAACCCAUUCAUAACCCAUUCAUAACCCAUUCAUAACCCAUUCAUAACCCAUACUUAACCCAUACAUGACGAUACAUAACCCAUUCAUAACCGAUACUUAACCCAUUCAUAACCGAUACUUAACCCAUACAUAACCCAUACAUGACCGAUACAUAACCCAUUCAUAACCCAUUCAUGACCGAUACAUAACCCAUACAUGACCGAUACUUAACCAUUCAUAGCCCAUUCAUAACCGAUACUUAACCCAUACAUAACCCAUACAUGACCGAUACAUAACCGAUACUUAACCAUUCAUAGCCCAUCCAUAACCCAUUCAUAACCGAUACUUAACCCAUACAUGACCGAUACAUAACCCAUUCUUAACCCAUUCAUAACCCAUUCAUGACCGAUACAUAACCGAUACUUAACCAUUCAUAGCCCAUCCAUAACCCAUUCAUAACCGAUACAUAACCCAUUCCUAACCGAUACUUAACCAUUCAUAGCCCAUCCAUAACCCAUUCAUAACCAUUCUUAACCCAUUCGUGACCUAUACAUAACCAUUCUUAACCCAUUCGUGACCUAUACAUAGCCCAUCCAUAACCCAUUUAUAACCCAUCCUAACCCAUUCAUAAGCCGUGGCUAUUACAUCUUUAUCAUGGUCAUUUCCCUUUUUAUCAGGAGGAUUUUGAGAUGAGCGGGAACAAGAGGGAUGCAGAUUUGCUAAAUAUAGUUCUUGUUUUCUGUGCCAACCCAGUGUACUAUUUCUGGAUGAGAGGGGAUGAAGUGAUGUGCUCCAUGUGUGGGCAGGCACAUGGACUAUUAGCAUAGGAUAACUAAAGUCCUUCAAUUCUCACUGGAGGGAUUUAACUUGUAAGGAGUCUGGACUAGACAUGCAGGGGGAGUCCGGGGAGAGAAGAGAGAGGAGUGGUGUAUAGAAAGAGA